Molecule: messenger RNA, 2552 nt
Organism: Malaya genurostris
Lineage: Eukaryota; Metazoa; Arthropoda; Insecta; Diptera; Culicidae
Gene: twisted
Product: protein O-mannosyl-transferase 2
Exons: 8
Coding region: 227-2395 (722 amino acids)
Biological process (GO): protein O-linked glycosylation via mannose
Cellular component (GO): membrane; endoplasmic reticulum
Molecular function (GO): dolichyl-phosphate-mannose-protein mannosyltransferase activity
Source: RefSeq, a predicted model, not a curated record
UCAAGCUCUACAGACAUUCUCCGUGUACGAGUGAUCGCCGCAACCUUGAGGAGCUGCAAGAGCGGGUGUGCUGCUUUUACACUCAUCGAAGUUUCUCUAUUGAAACGUCAAACUAGAAACUGCAGAUCGUUGUUUACAUUGGCGUUUAGUUGAUCGAUUAGUGUGGUGUGUUGUUCUAGGAGAAAAGUGUGAUAAUUUCCUGCUUUUGUUUGACCACUUCUCCGGUAUGGCAAAUGAAAAGAAAAGUGAUCCGGAUGUAGGAAAACAAAAGCAAAUAAACGACAAGAAAGUCAUCCCGACCAAAUCUGCGAGCACGAAAGUUAAUCACAAUUGGUGGAUUUUGUUUGGUGCGAUCUUCGUACUGACGGUGGGAACCAGAUUCUACAAUGUAACUCUACCGGAUCAUGUGUGCUGGGAUGAGACACACUUCGGAAAGAUGGGUAGCUGGUACAUCAACAGGACGUUCUUUUUCGAUGUGCAUCCACCGCUGGGGAAAAUGUUGAUCGGACUGUCGGGUUACCUGACCGGGUACGAUGGGAAUUAUCCGUUCGAUAAACCGGGAGAUAAAUAUAACGGAACACACUACGAAGGGAUGAGAAUUUUCUGCACCGCCCUGGGAGCGGCCGUAGUCCCGAUGUCAUUUCACACCGUCUGGGACAUGACGGGAUCGUUGGCCGCAUCCGGAUUUGCUGCGGCUUACAUCCUGUUCGACAUCGGAAUGCUAAUUCUGAAUCGAUACAUUCUGCUGGAUCCACCGUUGAUAUUUUUCAUGACGGCUUCCGUUAUGGGAAUGGCACGUGUCACGAAGUUAACCCGAGAGGCCCGAAGUUUCACGGUUACCUGGUGGAGUUGGCUCAGUUUUACCGGUGCCAUGCUGGCCAGUACAAUCAGUGUAAAGUUUGUCGGGCUGUUCGUUGUGCUGCUGGUUGGAUUACACACGGCUAGUGAUCUCUGGGACGUGUUGGGCGAUCUGACGAAACCGAUUUCCUACACCGUCAAACAACUGCUGGCACGAACGUUAACCCUAAUAGUACUGCCAAUUAUUCUGUACGCCACCUUUUUCUACAUUCAUCUCGAAGUGUUAAACCAAAGCGGCAGCGGCGAUGGAUUCUACAGUUCCGGGUUUCAAUCGAACCUGGUCGGAAAUUCACUCUACAAUGUGUCAAUGCCUCGCCAGGUGGGUUAUGGCGCCGUAAUCACACUUAAAAAUCACAAAACCGGCGGAGGAUAUCUUCACUCCCAUAAUCACCUUUAUCCGAAAGGAUUCGGCGCCCGACAGCAACAGGUUACCACCUACAGUCACAAGGACGAUAACAACAAGUGGCUGCUGAAGCCACAUAACAAACAGAGCUUUGAUAAUGUCACACUACUCAAGCACGGCGAUUUGGUUCGUUUCGAGCAUGUUGCAACGAAGCGAAAUUUACACUCACAUCGGGAGCAAGCACCCGUUACGAAAAAGCACAUGCAAGUAACGUGCUAUGGUGAGGAAGGGCAAGGAGAUACCAACGAUGUCUGGCAGGUCCAGAUUAUCGGUGGCAAAGAUGGUGACAUCGUAGAAACCGUUACCAGUCGAUUAAUUUUCUACCACUACAUCGAACGGUGUGUACUGACGACGACGGCCAAACAGCUACCGAAGUGGGGCUUUGAGCAGCAGGAAGUAACGUGCAAUCCGAAUAUCCGCGACAAGAGCGCAGUUUGGAAUGUUGAAGAUAAUCAGUUUGAUCAGCUUCCAAGUGUCAACUUUCAAGUUUAUGCUCCCGGAUUUAUCAGUCGGUUCUUUGAAUCGCACGCUGUUAUGCUACAGGGAAAUUCUGGGUUGAAACCGAAGGAAGGUGAAGUGACUAGUCGACCGUGGCAGUGGCCUAUAAACUAUCGGGGUCAAUUUUUCUCCGGGUCAGAGCACCGCGUGUACCUGUUGGGAAACCCAAUCAUCUGGUGGAGUAAUCUGCUGUUCCUGGCUCUGUUUAUUAUAGUUUUUAUAGUUGAAGUUAUCAAGUAUCAGAGGAACUCUGCGCCAUUACCGCGAACUACCGCCGGAUCAUCCGUCGUCGAAGAAAAUGAUUUCAAAUGGCGAUCGUUGAGGGCUUCGGUGUGGCUAUUUGGAGGCUGGCUGCUACACUACCUGCCUUUCUAUGCGAUGGGCCGGGUGUUGUACUUUCAUCACUACUUCCCGGCUUUGGUGUUCAACUCGAUGCUCGCAGGUGUGAUGUUGGACUAUCUAACCGGAAAACUUCCCGUCUGGUUGCGGCACACGGUCCUUGGAGCUGCCCUUGCCGCGUUGGUGUACAGUUUUGCCCUUUUCUCGCCACUGGCAUACGGAAUGAACGGACCGUUCUCCCACGAACCGAAUUCGACGCUGGCAGGACUCAAGUGGAUGGAUACGUGGGAAUUUUGAGAUCGAAAAGCAUACGUCAGCUGCCAGUUGUUUUCUUGUUCAGAUAAAAGUUUGUUAAUCGAUUGCCGUACUUCCGUACAUUAUUACUGUACCCUGUUUUCUUGUCAACUAAAUGCUCAGUAGUUAUUAAAAUUAUGUUAGACAAUUUUACGAAUAA